Messenger RNA from Zerene cesonia (dogface butterfly), 3654 nucleotides. It is a transcript of the gene IntS4, whose product is annotated as integrator complex subunit 4. Gene Ontology annotation, biological process: snRNA processing. The record is from RefSeq and is a predicted model, not a curated record. Gene Ontology annotation, cellular component: integrator complex. NCBI's taxonomy places the organism in Eukaryota, Metazoa, Arthropoda, Insecta, Lepidoptera, Pieridae. Bases 140 to 3067 code for a protein of 975 amino acids. The transcript has 16 exons.
UGUCACAUGUCAACCAAAGAAUAUAAAAGCGCACUUUAUUUUGUUUUGGUUCAUUAUGUGUUAAUGUAUAAGAAAGUUAUAUUAAUAGUACGGGUUUAAUUUCCAUUCGGCAUUCACUAGAUUUUAAUUUAACUACACAAUGGCAGCGGUGUUGAAGAAAAGAGCAUUAGCAGAGUACAACAAAUCUUUUCAGGAUGGACCGUCUUCAAAGAAACUUCACCUGGCUAAAAAACCAUUAAUAGGCAGUUCAGCUGCAGCAUUUGUUGGCUUGUUGGAAAAAUGUAAAUCAAGUGACGAAGCACUACAGUUAUUACUGAGAAUCUCAGAUUGCCUUCAGUUUCAAGAGUCAGAUGUUGAAGAAGCUAUCAAAAAGCUGUCUGAGCACUUUCAGUCAGAGGAAGAAUCAGUGGUCAGGGUGAAAAUAUUGUGGCUUUUUUGUGAUAUAGGAUUGGAAUGUCCUGGAGCUAACUUGAAUCACUUAAUUGAAGAAACUACUCAUUUAAUAAAGAAUGAAACAUCCCAUAAGGUUAUUGCUCAAGGAAUUGCUACACUACUAAAGUUGGGGAACAAAUUGUCCGAAGACAAAAUUCUCAUGAAUAGACUGGUAGGUGUGGCCAGAGACAAUCUGAAGGAUACAAGUCACCAGGUGAAGUGUAGGUGCUUGCAGCUGAUCAGUGAACUGUAUCCAAUAUGCCCAGAAAUUGAUAGAACGGCAGAAAUGAUUGCAGAGGCAGAUAUAAUAGUUAAACUACUCAGUGAUUAUAGUAAUGCUGAGGAUGCAAGAGUACGCUGUGAAGCAUUUCAGUCACUGUUAACACUACAUGGCCGUGGUUUAACGCUUAGUGCACAAAUUUAUGAACAUGUUUGCACAGCAUUAUCCGAUGAUUAUGAAAUUGUGAGAGAGGUAGCUCUCAAAUUAGUCUGGCUGCUUGGAAAUAAAUAUCCAGAGAACACUGUCACUCUUCAAGACGGUGAAACGACAAUGCGUCUAGUAGAUGACGCCUUCAUACGAAUAUGUUCGGCUGUUAACGAUCUAUGCAUGCAAGUGCGCGCUCUAGCGUGUACACUUCUUGGUACUACCAAGUCUGUGUCAGAUCGGUUCUUGUUGCAGACGCUGGACAAACAGUUGAUGAGUAAUAUGAAGAAAAAGAAAACGGCGCACGAGCGCGGCGCGGAGCUGGUGCGGUCGGGCGCGUGGGCGAGCGGGCGGCGCUGGGCGGACGACGCGCCCGGCCAGCUGCUCGAGCAGGCCACCGUGCAGCUGCUGCCCGGCGGCGCGGCCGGCGCCUUCGUGCACGGCCUCGAGGACGAGUUCAUGGAGGUACGCACAGCCGCCGUAGAAGCAGUGUGCGAAUUGUCGAUGGAAAAUUCAAUUUUUGCGACCACAUCGCUCGAUUUUCUUGUGGACAUGUUCAACGAUGAAAUUGAAGAUGUUCGUCUGAGAGCUAUAGACAGUUUGACUAAAAUAUCUCAUCAUAUUGUAUUGCGGGAGGAUCAAUUGGAAACAAUAUUGGGUGCCUUGGAGGAUUACUCUAUGGAUGUAAGGGAGGGCUUACACAGAAUGCUUGGAUCAUGCACAGUUGCAUCAAAGACUUGUCUAGAAAUGUGCAUUGACAAAAUUCUAGAAAAUCUGAAGAGAUAUCCUCAGGAUAAGCGCUCAACAUUCCGCUGCGUGCAACGUAUGGGCAGCAAGCACGCGACGCUGGUGCUGCCGCUCACCACCCGGCUGUUGGGCGUGCACCCUUUCUUCGACAUGCCGGAGCCCGACGUCGAAGAUCCGUCUUAUAUGUGUGUGCUGAUCUUGGUGUUCAACGCGGCGCAACACUGCACCACGAUGCUGCCGCUGUUCGAAGAGCACACGGUCAAACACUACACCUACCUGCGGGACACUAUGCCACACCUCGUACCGCCACUGCCUAUUGGUGACAACCAGUUCUCGCGCAACGAGAAGAGCGAGACGGCAAUGGACGACACGGCGGUGCGCAAGUUCUUCGACACGGUGCUGCAGCAUAUCGACAACGCGACGCUGUCCACCGCCGUGCGGAUGAAGAUGCUGCACUCGGCUGAGGAGCAGCUCAAUAAGCUGGCGGAGAUGGAGCCGCUGGUGUCGGGCGCGGCGCAGUUCACGGCGCUGUUCGCGCGCUGCGUGCUGGCGCUGCACGCGGCGCUCGCCCGCGCGCCCGCGCCGCCGCACCACGCGCUGCUGCAGCUCUCCACCGACUGUCUCCGAUUGCAGCACCAAUUCAGCGGGGUGUCGGAACAGGAGAGCGCGUGUGUGUGGCAACUGGCGCUCCGUGUGUCAGCUGCGAAGCUGAUAGCCGCCGUUGAGAACGCGGCGGUUCCGGGGGCGGGGCCUAACGCGGCGGGGACGGGCGCGGCGCCGGGGCAGGCGGGCCCGGGGCAGGCGGGCCCGGGGACCGCGGGGGGCAGUGCGGCGGCACUCACCGCGGCCGCUGCGUUGACGCAUCACGCUGAACUGCUCGAUAGGCUUUUGGCUUCAGCCGGCAUGGAGCCGGAGCCGUUCACGAUAGCGGUGUUCCAGCAGCUGUCGGCGAGCGGCGAGCACAAGCCGGCGGCGCUCGGGCGCGCGCUGCUGCCGCUGCUGCUGGCCGCGCCGCCGCCGCUCGUGCCGCGCCCCAACCUCAAGAUAAGAAUGUGUACGGCGACUAUAAUUGAGCCGGCCACAGACAACGACACGGUGUUGCGGUUCUGCGCGGGGCUCAUAACGGGCGUGGCCUUCGAGGCGGAAGUGCUUAGGGUUAAGGACCCAAGCGCUAUUCGCAUUCGUGUGGCAUAUCCGGAUAGGAGAGUGCACGCUUUGGUGCCGCCUAGAGACCAUCUGAGGCCGCUUGACCAUCAGAAUACUAAUGACGACGAUACAGAAAACGUGCGUCUCUUAACGAAGGUGUUAAUUUCCCACGGAGUGUGGACAGAACCGUGCGGCGUGGAUAUAUCGGUGUGUCUCGCUGUGGAGGAAGGGUCGAGCCGAGAAGUCGCACCUCUUGUGGAACUCUGCCGGCCCGUCAGAGUCACUGUUGCGCCGAAACCUAUCAAACGCGGCAUUUAGAUUCCAAAAUUAAACAUUCAAAACUAUAAGUCGAGAUACAUGUGUACAAUUUUGAGAAUAUAAGCGAAAUCUACUUUUAAAAAAUUUAGUUCUAUAGUAGGAUUGUAAUUCGAAAUACAAAAUGUUAUUGCAAACAAUUAAUCUAUUUUAUUGCUUUUAUCACAUAUAAGAUAUUAAAUUAACCAUUUUUUUUGUUUCUCAGUUUAUUUUCUGCAAGUUAUGUAAAAAUAUUAAGAUGUCUUCUAAAGAAAUGCAAAUGUAUAUUAGUGAUAUAAGUAUUACUGGCAAGUGGUAACAUGGGACUUUUUGUUUAUAUAAAGAACUAGCUGUCUGGUCCAGCAUUACCCCUGCUAUACUAAUAACACUCAGGGGUCACAUAUAUAUUCAAAAGUGAAAAGAUUUCCGAAAACCAUAUAGUUGUUCCUAAAAUUAGUGCAUCAAAAAAGAACACUUCAACUUCAUAAUAUUUGCUUUUUUGUAUACAUCCAUCUAAUGAUUACUUAGUUCAGUACAUAUUUUAUCAGUGCAGAAGUGCAGAGAAUGGUGUGUUAAUGAUCAAGAAAUAAAACAAUUUGAAAGAAAUAAAA